This is a messenger RNA of Penicillium taxi, 1722 nucleotides long. RefSeq lists its product as uncharacterized. Lineage: Eukaryota; Fungi; Ascomycota; Eurotiomycetes; Eurotiales; Aspergillaceae. Bases 1 to 1722 code for a protein of 573 amino acids. Gene Ontology annotation, molecular function: zinc ion binding; DNA-binding transcription factor activity, RNA polymerase II-specific; DNA binding. Gene Ontology annotation, biological process: DNA-templated transcription; regulation of DNA-templated transcription. The transcript has 2 exons. The record is from RefSeq and is a predicted model, not a curated record.
AUGAGCUUCAACAUCCACAGAAAGCGAUUGGCAUGUGUAGAAUGCACAAGACGUAAAGUCAAAUGUGACAAGAUCUUACCAUGUCGCAACUGCACCAGAAAAGGAAUAUCAUGCACUCGGCCGCGCGAGCGAGAUUCCCCGACUCCAAGCCCCAGCACUUCUCAGCCUGAGGCACGAAAUGAACGACCCAUUCUGGCACGGCCGAGCCCAAAUACUAAUGCCUCGACUCUCAUUGAGAUUCUUCAGUCUCGGGUCAACCAACUCGAAGCUGCCCUUCAAGAAGCCACUGAGGCUGCAAUACGUCCGCACAGGUCAGACUCUGACCGUUGCUCCAACCUUGAUUCGUUUUCUCCGGUAGAAUCGACGCCUGUACAUCCCUCACCCCUUUCUGUGCAAGAUGCGACACAUAAUGUAGCUGAAAAUACUUCGAAUGAGGUAGAGGACGCCGCCACUAUUCUCGAGUUCCUAGCCUGGGGCCGUCGCAAGGAUCCUACCUACCAGGAUGAGAUUGCAAGACAGAGCAAUAUAGAGCGCUCCCCUGGAGAUAUCCCCACUGGAAACGAGUGGGAAAACACCAGUAUGAAUGGCCUGUCGCCAACGGCUAUAUGUCAAACUUUGUUGCCAGUCAAGCAAAAGGUUUAUCAGUUGGUCGAGUACCAUUGUGAGAGUCUACUAUGGUACCAUGGAGCUUUCCAUGCAAGGACUUUUCGUAGGGAGUUAGAUGAGUUUUACAGAAAGGGUGAAGGGCGGAUAGAUGGGCCGGGAGUUGAUGGUCAGUGGAUCGCACUUCUAUUUGCAGUUCUAACCGGAUCAAUGACCUGUGCACCGAGGCGAAUUACCCAGUCAUGGGGCUUCCAUAGCCGCGAGCAAGACAGUCUAUCAAAACGCUGGCUUAAGGCAACUAUCGCAUGUCUCCAUCAUGCUGACUACAUGGCCUGCCACUCUAUCUCCUCUGUUGAAGCUAUUGCAACACUUACAAUAUCCGUCCAUAUGCUCGGUCACUCGAAUGGAUUCUCCGUACUACUUGCUUCGGCAGUUCGCAUAGCCCAGGGACUCGGCUUACAUCGACUCGGAAGCGAAUACGAUACCCAGCCAGCAGGUCUACUAAAUCGGGAAAUCGGCCGACGAAUAUGGUGUCAACUUUGUAUCCAAGACUGGUUCUCCAUCCCAUUUACAGAAAGCUAUUUAAUCCACCGCCUCAGUUUCAACACCCACAAGCCGCAAAACUGCGACGAUGAGAUAACAGCUCUCCCCGAAGACUACCCGACCGUCACCGGCUACUCGCGCGUGAAAUAUGAUAUAGCCGCAUUGAUGCCGGAGCUGCAGGAUGAGUUAAUAUCAUGCAAUACUCUAUAUACCCGCUACGAAGAGGUCCUUAAGUUUGACCGUCGCCUACGCACGCUGGCAACCCACCUCCCACACUAUUUGCAAAAUGUCCCAUUAGAUCCAUCCUGGCCGUGCUACGUGCCCUGGGCACGACGGAGCUUGGCAAUCAGUUCAGCUCACAAGGUGAUUAUGAUCCAUAGGAAGUUUCUCAGUCUGAGCUUCGUCAACCCUAUGUUUGAAUUCACACGAAAGACAUGCGUGGCAGCCUCGAGGACUAUUAUCAAAGAACAGAAGGAAGCAGCUCAUGAGGGUGGACCUGUGAUGUGGAUCAAUCAGGCGUUCAGCGUCACAGCGAGUGUCCCGACCACCAAUGCACCGAGCACCGCCAGCUCAUAA